Messenger RNA from Oncorhynchus mykiss (rainbow trout), 1733 nucleotides. Its product is annotated as interleukin 13 receptor alpha-2. Lineage: Eukaryota; Metazoa; Chordata; Actinopteri; Salmoniformes; Salmonidae. Gene Ontology annotation, biological process: cytokine-mediated signaling pathway. The record is from RefSeq and is marked provisional. Gene Ontology annotation, cellular component: external side of plasma membrane. Gene Ontology annotation, molecular function: protein binding; cytokine receptor activity.
CAGAAGUACAGGCAGCGUACAGUACAUGACCCCCGCUGAGACCUUGACUCGAUUCACAGGGCCAGAAGAAUGUUGAAGAGUAAAACGUGGCAGUUGACAGCCAUAUUAAUGCUUAUAUCUGAUUGGAGUCAGUGCAUCAAGUCACAAGAAUGUACAGUGGAUCCUCCUGAGAACAUUGGGAUUGAUGACCCUGGCCACCUCGGGCCGCUCUAUAUCCACUGGACGGCUCCAGCCAGCCUGACCAACUUGACUGCCUGCUCCAUGAGAUACCAUCUGGAGUACUUCAACACAUAUCAGAGCAGAUGGACUGUGAUCAGGACUGUACGGACAUGGUACCGUGCUCAGUUUGACCUGGAGAAGGAGGUCAGGGUGCGGAUCUCCACCUUACUGAAGGGAGCCUGCACCAACGGCACUGAGCUCAAGAGCCCCUUCACAGAGAUGGUUCUGCCACCCAAUAACACAGGCCCAGUUGGCUCCAGGGUCCAGGGGUUUGGUUGCGUGUUUUAUCAGAAGGAGUUCAUGGAGUGCACCUGGGAGACGGGCUUGGAGGAGCCAACCCAAUCCCAGUACAGCCUGUACUUUUGGCAUCGGGAGAUGGAGCAAGCGGAAGAGUGUCCUCAGUACAUCCACUCCAAUGGGGUCAGGACUGGCUGCAAAUUCACAGAGGAAUCUCUCUCAGAAUUCAGUGAUUUCAACAUAUGCAUAAACAGCUCCUCUCCCGAGGUGGUCUUGAGGUCGGCGUUCUUCUCCCUGCAAAUUCAGAAUUAUGUGAAACCUGCAGCCAUUGAGACAGUGCAUCUGGAAGCUAGUCCAGACAGGAGGCUCCAGGUGCAGUGGGACUUGCCCAACGAGAGGAUUCCCAGGCACUGCCUUGAGUAUGAAGUGGAAGCCAGAGAGGAGGGCGUAGGCGGGCAGCCAUUGUUGCAGAGGAACGUAACAAAUGAGAUGACGCUGACUUCCCUCUCAAUGGAUGGUGCCCGGAGGAAGUGCUUCCGGGUCAGGUCUAGGAUGCACCACUACUGUGCUGACAGAGGCUUCUGGAGUGACUGGAGCCAUUGGUCCUGUCACUCAGAUACAGAGUCAGAUGCUGUGGUGGGCUGUGCCGUGGUCAUCGGGAUCAUCGUCUCUAUGUUGAUCCUGUCUCUGUUUGGGUGGGCACUAUGGAGAAAGUGGAAAGCCAGAGAGGGGGAAAUGAUGCCUUUCAGUCCCCUGCACAAACUGAUGGAAUAUUCCAAAGGACUCUCUGCUCGCAGUCAUUUCAAUAAAACAAGAGAGAACCAGUAGUAUAGCCUUUGCAAGCAUUACCUUUGGGCAGACAAAUGAUAAAGAGAUCAGAGUUAGACUGGUGUUCACACUUAUUUGAAGCACCCAUGCAAACAUGCUCAAACACACCCAUGCGCACACCCAUGCACAGAAGAAUAGGAAGUGUUCUUACCGAACCAUUUACGUAAUGUAAAACUCCCGGUUUUACGUUACACAGUAUAGACUUAAGAAAUGCCAUAGCUCUUUCCGGUUUGUUUACUUUCCACAUGUCUUUCAUUUAUAUCACAAAUUAUACUUACUGGAGUCGGUUUUUGUAGUUUUAGUUUGAUGCCAUUGCAUUCAGUCGAAUGUAUCUUUUAAGUGCUUUGCAUAGAAUUCCCUGGCCUGUUAAAAUUGGAUGGUGUUGAACUAAUGUUAUGUUUAAUACAAUUUUUUGCUGCUCUAUAGCUAUAAAGAUGCGUUGUUUGGUA